AUGGUUCACAGAGCCCGGCUUUGGCUGCUGGCCGCGCUGCCGCUGCAAUGCACGGGGCUCUUCUUUGAGCUCAAGGCGAAAAGUGCCGGGCCAGCUGAAUGCUUCAAGGCGACGCCUGGGCAUGGGCACAGCCUGCAUGGAAGCUAUGAAGCUGAUGGGCCAAAUGAGGGUGUUCUGGUUACCUUGACCAGCGGCUCCGGCAAGGAGCUAUUUAGAAAUGCCAAUCCUUCUGGCCGAUUCAGCAUUGAGGUUAUGGAAGAACUGCCUCACAGACUUUGUUUCGAGAGCUCUGUGGAGGAAAGUCAGAUGGUGAGUUUCAACUUCCAUGUGGAUGAACACGGCGAUGGUACCGAUCAUCAUGACAAGGAGCACAUGGAGUACGUUACGAAGGAACACACAGACAAGGUCGAGGAGCUGGUCGCCAAACUGGAGGCUAAAGCCAAUGACAUCCUCGACCAGCAACAGUACGCAAUCACCCGCGAGGCUGUGCACCGAGAGACGGCUGAAUCCACCAACGCACGCGUGAUGUGGUGGACCCUUGCAGAAGUGGCUGUCCUGAUCAGUCUGGCGGCUUUCCAGGUCUCCUACCUCCGCUCGCACUUUGAGGUGAAGCAAAUUGUGUAG
Messenger RNA from Symbiodinium natans, 624 nucleotides. The record is from the annotation of a GenBank genome assembly. Lineage: Eukaryota; Dinophyceae; Suessiales; Symbiodiniaceae.